Molecule: messenger RNA, 2045 nt
Organism: Colletes gigas
Lineage: Eukaryota; Metazoa; Arthropoda; Insecta; Hymenoptera; Colletidae
Gene: ste14
Product: protein-S-isoprenylcysteine O-methyltransferase
Exons: 3
Coding region: 177-1037 (286 amino acids)
Biological process (GO): C-terminal protein methylation
Cellular component (GO): membrane; endoplasmic reticulum
Molecular function (GO): protein C-terminal S-isoprenylcysteine carboxyl O-methyltransferase activity
Source: RefSeq, a predicted model, not a curated record
GCAGAGAAACGAAAGCUAAAAGAUUUCUGUUGAAUCGUUGUUCGCGUUACAUUCUUCAUGAACUAUGUACACGUGCGAAGAUAAAAAAUGAAGUAUUGAUGAAGUUCAACAGCAAUGGUGAAUUGCUUCGACAUUUUAAUAUAUAGUAUUCUAACUAAGCCAAAUAUACUCUAAAAAUGCUGUGCUACGAUGGAAAACUUAGUUUAUGUUGUUUUACUCUGGCUGGCAUAAUCGCGGUCCUACCGGAAAUAUUUUUGAGGUUAGAAUUCGAAAUUCCCAGCACAUAUUUCAGUAAUAUCUGGCUAACACACUUUUUUCAAUAUGGGUUCUUAAAUUUUCUACUACUCCUCGCUUUUCGUGGUAUUUCUUAUCAGGUUGCUGUGAGAGCAAUUUUUUUAGGAUAUGUUUUUGGAAUUGGCAUUUUAGUAUCGCUUGUUGCACCGCCUUCAUGGCAAAUGUUCGGUGUAUACAUUACUAUACUUGCUACGUUCCAUUUCUCCGAGUUCUUGAGCAUAGCAUGGGUAAAUCCAUUAACUCUCUCCAUCGACAGUUUCAUUUUGAAUGACACUAUAGCUUAUGCAGUGGCAGCGGUCUCCAGUUGGAUAGAGUUUGUUGUCGAGAGGCAAUAUUUUCCAACAAUGAAAGAGUCUUCAUCCCUAUCAUAUUUCGGCUUAAUAUUGUGCAUUUGUGGAGAGUUACUGAGAAAAUUAGCAAUGUUUACAGCAAAGCACAAUUUUAAUCACAUUGUACAAAGAGAAAGGAUGGACAACCACGAACUUGUUACCUAUGGGGUCUAUAGACUUUGUAGGCAUCCCAGUUACGUAGGUUGGUUUUAUUGGUCCAUAGGAACACAGCUGGUACUUCAAAAUCCAUUUUGCUUUUUGGCAUAUAUGGUGGCAUCCUGGAAAUUCUUCCAUGAUCGCAUUUUAAUAGAAGAGAUUACUCUACUUAAUUUCUUUGGGGAAGAUUAUGUUGAGUACCAAAAAAAUGUGGGUACUGGCCUGCCCUUCAUUUCUGGCUAUAAAGUCAAUUUAUAGCAACCAGUUUCCGUUUAAAAAAAAAAAAAAUGCAAUACUAAGCAAUAGAAAUCAUGUUAAUUUCUCAGGUAUACGAUACAGCAGUGCUUACAGUAACUGCAUCCUUAAUAAUUAGGGAAUAGCAACGAAACAAAGGCUUUUUAACAAAAUUAUAUUUAUUGUCUCAUUUUUCUUCGAAGAAUUAUUUAUAUAACAAUACGCUACACUUUCAUGAUAAGGUAGAUACUUUCAGUUGAUGAUUAUACAUUUUUUUCCUUUUAUACUUAAAUGUAUAUACGAAACGUAUUUAUAAGAAUGAAUACAUAUGUUCCGCAUUAUCGCGUAAUGCUGUAGCUAAUGCUUGCAUCGACAUUCAGAAAGCAUUCAUUCGUUGUCGGAUAAUAAGGUGCCAAAUUCAGAGUAAUAUAAUUACAAUUGCAUCCUAGUAAUUUUCUGUACACAAUUAUAUUUAUAAUGCACCAAUAAAGUUUUAAUACGUUUAAAAAUAUUUUACACGUCAUUCACAGUUAGCGUUGCCCCAACGUAAUUUACAGAAACAUUUCGUGGCCGGUUUCUUAUAUCUGUGAGUUAAUUAAGGUUAAGUGACUUUAAGUGACAAAAUAAUAAAACGACAGAAGCUUUAUUAACACGUGUUAUCGGCUACGAAAACCGAUCGAUGUUCGAUUAUUAUUGUUGUUUGCAUCGGGCUUUUAGUCUUCCUUGUUUAUUACACGAACCAGAAAUGUUGCAUCGUCCGUCAUACUAAUUUAAAUAAUAUUCGUGAUGAUGUUUCUUUAGCGUGAUGUGGCGUCACCUCCCAUGCUCGUCACUAGAGGGGUCGCGCUCUCACAAGUGCUCAAUCGACCCGGUUGCUAUAUAUACAUUCCUUGACCAACUUCCCAAUAUCCCAGUCGUCUAAGACAGGGCCUACUAGAAAGCUCCUUACUGAUGAGUCCACUAGCAGGCCCCGGACGAACCGCCCCCUCCUUCCCCCUUUUCUGCCUCCUACGAUUCUCUCGAGUUCCUAAC